CACACCAACGGAGCUUUGAAGAGAGGUCCUUUCCGGCCUCGAACCCUCAUCUCUCUCCACGAACGCGAACUCGAGACUCUCUCCAGCUCCCUCGACCCUCUUCGGCUGUUCAAGAACCCUCGCUCCCCCGACGGUCGCCUGAAACCCUCGCCCUUUCUUCCUCUUUCUCUCCAGAGAAAGAAGCCCUAGAAGGGCGUUUCUUUCUUCGCUGCCGCUAUGCUUCCCUUCUCCGCCACCGUCUCCAGCCAGAUCCGUCUCCUGCUUCAGAGCUUGAACGAUUCCAACUUCGAUUCGAUCUUGCGCGAGCUCUGUCAGCUUGCAGAAUAUGGAAGCGAAGGUGGCAUUUUGUUGGUUCAAACUUGUUUAGACCAGGUGAAAUUCAAUGGUGAAGAGAUUCAGAACCUGCAGCUGAAACGGGAUCUUGUAUCUGCCAUUUUUAAGUUUUUGCUUGAUAGACCAAAUUUCAGCACAGUUUUUAGUGAAGCAUUAAAAGGUACAUCAAUGAGUGAAGGUUUUCUAAAAGAUCUUUCAAGUGCAUUAAAUCUUUCAGUAGCGGAGAAAGUUGGCAUUGGACUUGCUCUGGCUGAUUCUGAAAUUCCAGAUUUGAAAAUUAGAGGGCAAAAUUUCUGCAUUGCUCAGAUUGAGGAACUAUGUGCAAAUCCUACCUCCAUUAUAUCUAAUGAGCGAAUUCAGGAUAUUGUUAUGUUUCUCUAUCAGUCCGAGGGUCUUUCAAAGCAUGUAGAUUGUUUUACCAAAAUCUUAUCUUUAUUACAGCUCAAAGACAGCUCUUUCUUUCUGCCAACCACAAUGCUUACAAAUGACAACUCUUGGAGGUAUUUGGAUCUAUUCUCUGGAUGCUCUGGCAAUGAUUUUGAGACUGUUUUAGCGGAGAUAGAGAAGGAAAUGAGCAUGGCUGAUGUUAUGACAGAAGUGGGCUAUGGUUGUACAAUUGACACUUCACAUUGCAAAGAGAUGCUCUCUCUUUUUCAACCCCUCAAUGAUGUGACACUUUCUAAGCUACUUGGCGCAAUUGCUUGUACUCAUACUGGUCUUGAAGAUGCCCAGAACACAUACGCAACAUUCUGCGCAGCUGUUGGUAGCACCUCAGCAAGUGAUUCUUCAUUGUUGAAUUCAUGGAAUGUUGAUGUCCUUGUAGAUUCGAUUAAGCAACUUGCUCCAAAAACAAAUUGGACAAGUGUCAUGGAAAACCUAGAUCACGAGGGCUUUAAUGUUCCUGAUGAGAAAUCAUUUUAUCUUUUAAUGUCUAUAUACACUAAAGCAUGUGAGGAUCCAUUUCCUCUCCAAGCUGUAUGCGGGUCUGUCUGGAAGAAUGCUGAAGGCCAAUUAUCUUUUUUAAAAUAUGCUGUGGCGGCACCACCUGAUGUAUUUUCAUUUGCGCAUUGUUCAAGACUAUUGACAUUUGCUGAGUCAGCAUAUCUGAUGAAGAAACAAGGAAAUCAGGCAUGGUUUUGUCUAGAUCUUUUGGAGGUUUUAUGUCAACUUGCCGAAAGAGGCCAUGCUAGUUCAGUUCGACUGAUGCUUGAACACCCUCUAACUUACUGUCCAGAGGUUUUACUUGUUGGAAUUGGUCACAUAAAUACUGCAUAUAAUCUCCUCCAGUAUGAAGUAUCUUCCACUGUAUUUCCUGUGAUAUUAAAAGAUUCUACAAAGAUUGCCAUCAUCCAUCAUCUCUGGCGUGUUAAUCCGAAUCUUGUCCUUCGAGGAUUUGUAGACACACAUACUGAUCCCAAUAAUCUACUAAAAAUUCUGGACAUUUGUCAGGAAUUGAAGAUUUUGUCGCCAGUAUUGGAUGCAACCCCAUUUCCAUUCAGCAUUAAAUUGGCUGCAAUUGCUUCUCGGAAGGAGCACAUAAAUCUUGAGAAAUGGUUAAAUGAGAAUUUGAGUACAUAUAAAGAUGCUUUCUGUGAGGAGUGCCUUAAGUUCUUAAAAGAAGUACUUGAUGAUGGGGCAAAUGAUGCUACGGAUAGUUCUGUUCAACAACAACGUGCUGCUAUUAUGAAUGUUUACCAAGAAACAUGCUCUACAUUCUUCAAGGUUCUUCAAGCCCAUCCUGGGCAGCUUGUUUCUCACCAACUUUUUGAAGAAAUAAAGAGGCUGCAUGUUUCAUCUAACCCAAAGAUUCAGAGUGCUGUAACAGAUGCAGCAGCUUCUGAUGGAAGCUCAGAAGCUAUAGAGGCAGAGGCAAACACUUACUUCCAUCAAAUGUUCUCAGGACAGUUGUCCAUUGAUGCAAUGGUUCAAAUGCUUGCACGUUUUAAAGAAUCAUCUGAUAAGAGGGAGCAGAUGAUAUUUGAUUGCAUGAUUGCAAAUUUAUUUGAAGAGUACAAGUUCUUCCCCAAGUAUCCAGAUAGGCAACUAAAAAUAGCUGCUGUGCUUUUUGGUUCUCUUAUAAAGCAUCAACUUGUCACUCAUCUCGCACUUGGUAUUGCUUUGCGUGGAGUUCUUGAUGCAUUGCGUAAAUCUGUUGAUUCAAAGAUGUUUAUGUUUGGUACCAAGGCCUUGGAGCAGUUCAUGGAUCGUUUGGUAGAAUGGCCACAAUACUGCAACCAUAUAUUACAGAUAUCUCAUUUGCGUGGAACACAUGCUGAAUUGGUUUCUGUCAUUGAACGGGCACUUGCAAGAGUUUCGUCCAGUCAGUCAGAGUCAAAUGGUGGUAACUCUCUGCCUACUGAUCAGCAACAAGGUUCUGGACCAGCUUCUGUAGAAAGCAUGGAGGCGUCUGAGGCAUCAUGGCAAUUGAUGGGAUCAGCCUCCACGCAGUUGGGGCAGCAAUAUUCUUCUUUGCAGCUGCAACAGAGACAUCAGGGAUUUCUCGGUGACAGGCUUAGAGGCUCUACAACAUCUGCUAAUUAUUCAAAGCCCCUUUUAUCACAUACUUCACAAUCUGCAGUUGUUUCUGCACCUGUUGAUUCUGUUGCUAAUCAGAAGGCAACUGUUCCCCAAUCUUUGCAAACCACAAUUUCCCAUCAUUCCACUGGAGUGACAACUGCUGUUUCAUCGUCUCCUAGUUUUCUACGCGCUCGAAGUAUUGCGCCUGCAGGCAUGCUUCGGCAACCUUCUUACAGCACAGGAUUUGGGGCUGCCUUGAACAUUGAAACACUUGUUGCAGCAGCUGAAAGAAGAGACACUCCAAUAGAGGCUCCUGCACCAGAAGUUCAAGACAAAAUAUUAUUCAUGAUAAAUAACAUUUCAGCUACAAAUACAGAUGCUAAAGCAAAGGAAUUCAGUGAGGUUCUCAAAGAGCAGUACUAUCCCUGGUUUGCACAGUAUAUGGUCAUGAAAAGAGCAAGCAUUGAACCAAAUUUUCAUGACUUGUAUUUGAAGUUCUUAGACAAAGUUAACUCAAAAUUACUUAAUAAGGAAAUCGUUAAAGCUACUUAUGAGAACUGCAAGGUGCUGUUGAGAUCGGAUCUUAUAAAAUCAAGUUCAGAAGAACGUUCCUUGCUUAAAAAUCUUGGUAGCUGGCUCGGGAAGUUCACAAUUGGUAGGAAUCAAGCGUUACGAGCCAAAGAAAUAGAUCCAAAAGUUUUAAUAAUACAGGCAUAUGAAAAGGGAUUGAUGAUUGCUGUGAUUCCAUUUACCUCUAAGAUUCUGGAACCAUGCCAGUCCAGUUUAGCAUAUCAACCUCCAAAUCCAUGGACUAUGGGCAUUCUUAGUUUACUUGCUGAGAUAUAUAACCUGCCAAACCUCAAAAUGAACUUAAAAUUUGACAUUGAGGUUUUAUUUAAGAACCUGGGUGUGGACAUGAAAGAAGUUAAACCAACUUCACUUCUUAAAGAUAGGGUUCGUGAAGUGGAGGGGAAUCCAGAUUUUUCAAACAAGGAUGUGACUAUAUCCCAGCCACCAGUCAUUGCUGAAGCUAACACAGGAAUUAUGCAAACAUUGAAUCAUGUUGAGAUGCAACCUGAUGUCAACAGUGCAUCUCAUCCAGCAAGUCAUCCAAAUGUAUUGGCUCAGUAUACGUCUCCUGUCCAUCUUGCUUCAAAUACCAUGGGGGAGGAUGACAAAGUUGGAGGUCUAAUGGUACCUGAACGUGUUCCGUCUGGUCAGGGACUAAGUCAAGUUACACCAUCACCAUCACCAUUUUCUCUAAGUCAGGUUUUUUGUUUAUUCCACUUCACUUGUUUCAUUCUUCAUAGAUUAAUUCUUUUAUCAGUAUUUAAUUUCCAUGUUUAUGAUAUAUUUUUUUAUCUAUGUUUUUCACAGCUUCUGACAAUAAUUCCAAAUUCUGAUUCUUAUAUUAAUAUCAAUCCCAAGCUUAGUUCCAUGGGUUCACAGUUGCAAUUCCACAGAAUUAUUCAAGUCGCUAUGGAUAGGGCCAUCAGAGAAAUUGUCUCUCCUGUCAUUCAGCGCAGUGUUACAAUUGCUAGUCGGACAACUAAAGAACUUGUUUUAAAGGACUAUGCUAUGGAGUCAGAUGAUGGUAUUAUAUCUCGGGCAGCACAUUUAAUGGUUGGCACUUUAGCUGGAAGUUUAGCUCAUGUCACUUGCAAGGAACCUCUUCGUGUAGCUCUGUCAAGUCACCUUCGAAGUCUACUUCAGGCCAUAAAUAUUACUAGUGAACGUACGGAGCAGAUUGUUCAGAUUCUUACAACCGAUCAUCUAGAUCUUGGCUGUGCAGUGAUCGAAAAUGUUGCAUCAGAGAAGGCAGUGGAGUUGAUUGAUGGUGAGAUAGCUCCCUCAUUUGCUGCAUUAAGAAAACAGAGGGACGCAGCUGGCUCUGCCUACUAUGAUGCUGGUACCUACGCUCAAGGUCCAUUUGCACGUCUGCCAGAGGCACUUCGCCCUAAGCCUGGUCGACUAUCCCUUGCCCAACAGCGAGUCUACGAUGACUUUAUCAAGAAUAUAUGGCAAAAUCAAUCUGGUCAGAAUUCAAGUGCUGUGCCUUCUGGUCCACCUGCUAUGGCUAGUAGCUCAAGUAACUCUACCCUGCCUCGUGUUUAUGCUUCGAGUUCAGCCUCGUUGAAUUCUGGUGCCUUAUCAACUUCACAAGUAGCUCCGUUCAGCUCGGUAGCCCAGCCCUUGGAUCUGAUUGCAGAAGAAUCAGAUCGUGGUUCAGCACAACUACUUAGUGCCUCUCCAACUCAUGUCGGGGUGAAUGAUAUUGUUAUCCAAAGUGGUGAAGCCAAUUCUGUUGCGGCAUCAUUUCCUGCUGCUGCUAGUUCCUCUGAUCUGCAUAUGGUAGAAACAUCAACUGUUACCAAAGAACUGGGAUCUGCAGUACCACCAUCACCCACAAGUUCUGCUGCAGAUCGACUGGGAACUGUAUUACCUGAAUCAAUGUUGACUGCUGGAGAUGCAUUGGAUAAAUAUCAACAAGUUGCACAAAAGCUGGAAGCCUUGAUUGCUAAAGAUGCCAAAGAUGCCAGAGAUACUGAUAUUCAGGGAAUUGUUGCUGAGGUUCCGGAUAUUAUACUCAGAUGUGUAAGCCGAGAUGAGGCUGCAUUGGCUGUUGCUCAGAAGGCUUUCAAAAGUUUAUAUGAGAAUGCAUCAAAUGGUACCCAUGUUGCCUCCUACCUAGCUAUUCUUGCUGCCAUACGAGAUGUUUGCAAGCUUGUUGUCAAAGAACUGACGAGCUGGGUCAUAUAUUCGGAUGAGGAGCGGAAAUUCAAUAAAGAAAUAACAAUUGGUCUUAUUCGGUCUGAGUUGCUAAAUCUUGCUGAGUACAACGUCCACCUGGCAAAACUUAUUGAUGCGGGGAGGAAUAAAGCUGCUACAGAAUUUGCCAUAUCCCUAGUCCAAACAUUGGUCGUUCAGGAACCUGGAGUCAGUGCGUCAGAACUGUACAAUGUCAUUGAAGUCUUGUCAAAAUUAGCGACGAGGCCAGGGUCACCAGAGUCAUUGCAACAGCUAGUUGAGAUUGCCCGGAAUAAUAUGAACGCUGCACCUAACUUUACUGCCAGCGAGAAGGCCAGGCAGUCGAGGGAUAAUAAGAAGGUACUUUCUGGUCGCUCCUUGACAAACAGAGAGGAAUAUAAUGCUAAUGAUCCUAUAGUAGCAGAUCCUGCUGGCUUUCGAGAUCAGGUUGCUGUUCUCUUUAGUGAUUGGUGUCGGAUUUGUGAGCUUCCAGCUACAAAUGAUUCAGUGUAUAGUCAUUACAUAUCACAGUUGCAACAAAGUGGUUUGCUUAAGGGUGACGAUAUCACAGACCGGUUCUUCCGUAUUCUGAUGGAGCUUUCUGUUUCACAUUGUGUACUUCCUGAGCAAGUCAGUGCUCCAGGCUCAUUGUCACUUCAGUCAGCUCAGCAACUCCAACAAGUCCAGCAACUCUCCUACUUUUCCAUUGAUUCAUAUGCAAAGCUUGUGGUCCUAAUAAUGAAGUUCUGUUCAGUGGAUCAAGGAUCCAGUAAAGCUAUUCUUCUCCCGAAGAUCCUAUCUGUUACUGUAAGAGUCAUCCAAAAAGAUGCAGAGGAAAAGAAGCUGUCUUUCAACCCCAGGCCAUACUUCAGGUUGUUUGUUAACUGGCUUUUGGACCUUGCUUCUCUAGAUCCUGUCGUUGACAGUGCCAACUUUCAGGUGUUGACAUCUUUUGCAAAUGCUUUCCAUGCUUUGCAACCCUUGAAGGUUCCUGGUUGGAGCUUUGCAUGGCUGGAGUUGGUGAGCCAUAGAAGCUUCAUGCCAAAAUUGCUGAUGUGCAACUCGCCUAAGGGUUGGCCAUUUUUCCAGCGUUUGCUUGUUGACUUGUUCAAAUUUAUGGAGCCUUACUUGAGAAAUGCUGAGCUAGGAGAACCGGUCCAUUUUCUGUACAAAGGCACUCUAAGGGUGCUGCUUGUACUGCUUCAUGAUUUUCCCGAGUUCCUAUGUGACUAUCACUUCAGUUUCUGUGAUGUGAUCCCUCCCAGUUGCAUUCAAAUGCGGAAUGUUAUUCUCAGUGCAUUCCCUCGCAAUAUGAGGCUUCCUGAUCCUUCCACUCCCAACUUAAAGAUCGAUCUGCUAGCUGAAAUUAGCCAAUCCCCACGUAUUCUAUCUGACGUUGAUGGUGCUCUAAAAGCCAAGCAGAUUAAGGCCGAGAUUGAUGAGUAUCUCAAGACAAGGCCAGAAGGAUCUCCCUUUUUGACCGAAUUGAAGCAAAGAUUUCUGCUUCCCCAAAGUGAGGCGAACCUGGCGGGGACCCGUUACAAUGUGCCUCUGAUCAACUCACUUGUGCUUUAUGUUGGCAUGCAGGCUAUACAACAACUGCAGAGCAAGUCCAGUUCGCAGCAUGCACCUGCGCAACAGAUAACUCAUGGCCCUCCUAUGGAUAUUUUUCUAGUUGGAGCGGCUAUGGAUAUAUUCCAGAGCCUAAUAAAGAACUUGGAUACAGAAGGUCGCUACCUCUUUCUUAAUGCAGUUGCCAACCAAUUGCGCUACCCAAACAACCAUACACAUUACUUCUCAUUUGUCCUUCUGUACUUAUUUGCAGAGGCAAGCCAGGACAUCAUCCAGGAGCAGAUAACACGGGUGCUGUUAGAGCGCUUGAUAGUUAACCGCCCUCAUCCAUGGGGUCUGCUUAUCACUUUCAUUGAGCUAAUCAAGAAUCCUCGGUACAACUUCUGGAACCGGUCGUUCACGCGUUGCGCGCCAGAGAUUGAAAAGCUUUUUGAAUCAGUUUCAAGAUCUUGUGGUGGGCCGAAAGCUGUGGACGAUGGUAUAGUCUCCAGUGGCAUUCCCGAUGGCAACCACUGAAUGACCAGAGACAAGGUUAAACCACGUUUACACGAUUUCAUGAAAUGAAAAUGUCUAUACGUUCUUCAGACAGCGUAGCUUUGGUGAUGAUUAUUUGUACAGUAGAUGAAUUAAAUGAAUCCCUUCUGGUGCUGGUGCCAUUUUAGAGUCAUCAAUUUGUGCAGCCUGUCUUGAGGUUGUGGGAUUGUGGUGGUGUUUUUAUAAAUCAAAUCUGAACUGGCACUGCAUUGAAGUAAUUGAACUUAGAGAGGUGCAUAAUGUGUAACGACUGGGUUGAAAAAAGAAUCGUUUUUUUUUAUUAUAUAAAUUUUAAAUGAUUCAUUGUAGACGAAAAAUGAGUUAAUAUUAUGUCAAAAGCUUUCCAGAUGCUCUCGAACAA
Messenger RNA from Phoenix dactylifera (date palm), 8065 nucleotides. The record is from RefSeq and is a predicted model, not a curated record. NCBI's taxonomy places the organism in Eukaryota, Viridiplantae, Streptophyta, Magnoliopsida, Arecales, Arecaceae.